Adineta steineri is the source of this 525-nucleotide messenger RNA. NCBI's taxonomy places the organism in Eukaryota, Metazoa, Rotifera, Eurotatoria, Adinetida, Adinetidae. The record is from the annotation of a GenBank genome assembly.
AUGACACAUACAAUUCAUCGAGCAGUCAAUCAUCGUGAUCCAUUAUCAUAUCCACGUCUUGAAAAUGAAGAAACAUUUACUGGUCGUGUAGCUAAACAAAAAGUACCAUUUGAACAAACUGAAACACAUGUUGCACAACGUGAUGAACCAUGGAAUCGAUUAUAUUCAACAGCUACACUUUCUUCUGGUCGUCAUGAAAUUUAUACAACUGAUCCAAAAGCACCUCUUGAUUCACUUGAUUUUCUACUUAAAACUCAAUAUGAUCAACAUGGAGAAACAUUUGCAGGAAAAGCUCGUACAUGUGUUCAAUUAGAGACUACUUCUGAUGAUCAUGGUCGUAUUUUAAAAAAUCGUGUCGUCUACAAAGCUCCAGUUCAAAAUGAUCUUAAUCAUCCAUUACGUAUUGCCGAGAGUGGUCGAAAAGAACAUAUAUCAGAACCAAAACAAGCCAUUCAGGGUAAUCAUACAAUGUUAACUAAUCGUGGUUAUGCUCGAAAUCAUCUUGGAUCAUAUUUUGUUGCUUAA